CCCUAGUAACAGGUUGCGAGAUCCAACGGAGUGAGAGCCCCCACCCAACGCUCAGUGAAGAACGCAGCCCAAAUUCGAAACCCUAGCCAUGUCGCUGGUAGCAAAUGAGGAGUUUCAACACAUUCUGCGUAUACAGAACACAAAUGUAGACGGAAAGCAGAAGAUCAUGUUCGCCAUGACCUCCAUCAAGGGUAUCGGCCGCCGUUUUGCCAACAUCGUCUGCAAGAAAGCCGAUGUCGACAUGAACAAGAGGGCUGGAGAGCUAUCGAAUGCUGAAAUUGACAGCUUGAUGGUUAUUGUGGCGAACCCACGUCAGUUCAAGAUCCCAGACUGGUUCUUGAACAGAAAGAAGGAUUACAAGGAUGGCAAGUUUUCUCAAGUUACAUCCAAUGCUUUGGACAUGAAGCUUAGGGAUGAUCUCGAGCGCCUUAAGAAGAUCAGGAAUCACCGUGGGCUUCGUCACUACUGGGGUCUUCGUGUGCGUGGACAGCACACCAAGACCACUGGUCGCAGGGGAAAGACUGUUGGUGUCUCCAAGAAGAGAUAGAUCGUUUUUGUCUUUCUAUAUUAUUACUACUAUGGAGAUAACUUUAUGUUUUGCGUUAGCUGCCCUUUAUCUAUUAUGAUAUUAUAUGUACUGAGUUCGGUGAUCCUUCGUGUUUUGGAUUCAAUUUUCGGAUAUUAAUUUUGUUAAGUCUUGUCUGUCUUGGUUUUACAAAGUACCUUUUGCUAAAGGAUCAAUGAGUUUGAAACAUUAUUUACCAUUUUUUGUUGGUCGGAUGGUUUUGCAUUUUGGGUUCGAUUUUUAUUGA
Molecule: messenger RNA, 812 nt
Organism: Erythranthe guttata (spotted monkey flower)
Lineage: Eukaryota; Viridiplantae; Streptophyta; Magnoliopsida; Lamiales; Phrymaceae
Product: small ribosomal subunit protein uS13z/uS13y/uS13x
Biological process (GO): translation
Cellular component (GO): cytosol; small ribosomal subunit; ribosome
Molecular function (GO): RNA binding; structural constituent of ribosome
Source: RefSeq, a predicted model, not a curated record